UUGUUGGGUUUAGGAGAUUCAUUACUCAUUACCCUCUCUUAUAUAUAUAUAUAACCCUUUGCUUUAGUUAUUUUCUCAUUUUCUUUUAUCUCUCACACAAGAGAGAAAGAAAAAUACACACAAAGGGAUAAAAUAUGAGAACAAGAACAGGGGCUUGUUAUCCAGAACCUGGAAUAGUGACAAAGAUGUGUUCAUUUGGGAAGAGAAAACCCAGAGACACUCUUUUUUGUGCAAAGAGGCAUAAGAAGUGUUCCGAGAAAAAAACCACAACAAAUUAUGAUUUUUUUGAGUCUCUACCAGAUGAUAUUGUUAUUUCUAUCUUCUGCAGGCUUAGUUCUACAGCCACUUCCCCUUCAGAUUUUGUCAGCGUUUUAUUAACGUCUAAGAGAUUAAAAACAUUAGCACUUAAUUCUCUUGUGUUAUCCAAAGCCUCUCCAAGAACUUUCUCCAUUAGAGCCAAAAACUGGUGUGAAUCUGCACAGAGAUUUCUCAAACAGUGUGCAGAGGCAGGGAAUGUUGAAGCAUGUUAUACUUUAGGCAUGAUUCGAUUCUACUGUUUGCAAAACAGAGGGAGCGGUGCAUCGCUUAUGGCGAAAGCUGCAAUGAACUCACAUGCGCGUGCACUCUACUCGCUUGCCGUUAUACAAUUCAACGGCAGCGGUGGCACCAAAAGCGACAAAGACCUCCGUGCCGGCGUUGCACUCUGCGCUAGAGCCGCUUUUCUCGGCCACAUCGACGCACUUCGUGAGCUUGGACACUGUUUACAAGACGGUUACGGUGUCAAGCAGAAUAUCGCCGAGGGAAGACGUUUUCUCAUCCAAGCCAACGCACGUGAACUCGCCGCCGUGUUAUCCACCGGCGCCGCCGCACCUGCCGCGCGUCAGUUAGUUAGCACAAAUUUUCAGUCACAACUCCGACAUGUGGCGGUUUCAGGUUGUCCUCUUUUAAGCGAUUUUGGAUGUAAUGUCCCGGCGCCGGAGCCACAUCCGGCGAGUAAAUUCAUGACGGAGUGGUUUUCUGUUCGAGGCGGUUCUCCUGGACCGGGUUUGAGGCUAUGUUCCCAUGCCGGAUGUGGUAGACCGGAGACGCGGAAGCAUGAGUUUCGAAGGUGUUCGGUUUGUGGUGCGGUUAAUUAUUGCUCACGUGCUUGUCAAGCGCUUGAUUGGAAGUUUCGUCAUAAGGCUGAGUGUGCUCCGGUGGAACGGUGGCUUGAGGAGGAUGGUGAAGACGACGGUGAAGAUGACGGUGACCGUGAAGUUAUGGUUAUGGAAGAUAGUUAGAGAAUUUUCAGAAUAGUGAUAUGGCAAAUGGUAACCGUAACGGUGACGGUAACGGAAGUUUAUUUUAACGGUUCUAACGGCGAAAUGAAUCCAUUUUUGGUGAGGAUACGUGAUUUAUUUGGCCGUAUCAAAAAGUAUAGACUUUGUAUUUGUGUACGUACAAUCGUACUUGAUUACAUGUCUUCCUUCCUUUUUUUUCUUUUCUUGUAUAGUUGGAAAAUUCUCCCGAAAAAUGAAGGGGGUUUUAUUUUCCUUUUUCUUUUGAUUUCCCUAAAAUUUUUUUGCCAAACAGACUCGAAUGUUUAUCAGAAUUUCAUUUCUAAAA
This is a messenger RNA of Medicago truncatula (barrel medic), 1605 nucleotides long. RefSeq names its product F-box protein At1g67340. The coding region runs from base 135 to 1280 and encodes 381 amino acids. The record is from RefSeq and is a predicted model, not a curated record. Gene Ontology annotation, molecular function: protein binding. The transcript is spliced from 3 exons. NCBI's taxonomy places the organism in Eukaryota, Viridiplantae, Streptophyta, Magnoliopsida, Fabales, Fabaceae.